CUCUCUUCUGCUACAUAAGCAGAUGCUAAGGCGAUAAGCUGCACCUUCUGGAGGCUCUGGGCAAUUCAGACCCGGCAGAGCGCUCGACCUGGCCGGCUCUCUCCUCCCCAGCGGCCCCGUGAUGGAUGCGUGUCUGAGCUCCGAACAGCAGCCCCGGCCCCUGGACGAGGCUCCGAGCCCCCCGGAUGACGAGGCUCUGCACACAGAUGGCACCAGCAGACCCCCGGGAGAUUUUAACGAGAUAGAAGCAUCGCUUCGAAGCCUCCAGAAAUUUGUUCCUACGAAUUAUGCCAGCUACACCCAGGAGUAUUAUCAGUUUGUGGGCAAGAAGAUUGUCAUUCAAGAAUCCAUCGAGAGUUACGGAGCAGUGGUGUGGCCGGGGGCCAUGGUGUUGUGCCAGUAUUUGGAGGAACACACAGAGGAACUCAAUCUUCGAGGUGCUAAGAUACUGGAAAUCGGUGCUGGACCAGGCCUCGUUUCCAUUGUGGCCAGUAUUCUAGGGGCUCAAGUCACAGCGACAGAUCUGCCUGAUGUGCUGGGGAACCUACAAUAUAAUCUCCUAAAGAACACACUCAACUGUACCACGUAUCUGCCGGAAGUGAAGGAGCUGGUGUGGGGGGAGGGCCUGGAGCAGAGCUUCCCCAAGUCCAUGCUUUCCUAUGAUUAUGUGCUGGCCUCCGACGUGGUCUACCACCAUUACUUUCUGGACAAGCUGCUUGCCACCAUGGCAUACCUCUGCCAGCCAGGAACGGUGCUGCUCUGGGCCAACAAGUUCAGAUUCAGCACUGACUAUGAAUUUUUAGAUAAAUUCAAGCAAGUUUUUGACACGACACUCUUGGCUGAAUCUCAAGAGUCAUCGAUCAAACUCUUUAAAGGAAUACGAAAAUGGGACUGAACGAAACAAAAUGCCUUUCAAAACAUUAGUGGGUCUGCUGAACAGUGUUAGAAAUUUUAUAAGAUGGCGAAGGUAGUGCGUAGAAUCCAUGUACCUACCUAGAAUAAACCUGAUUAUUAUGGCAACUCUCUAAAAUAACCUAUUUAGGAUUAUCUAGUUAAUCUAAAUAUACACAGGAAUAGCAUGAAAACAUGAAAGUAGCUUUGUUGGCUUCCUAGAGUUCUCAGUUAAGUGUUUAAUAAAUUUUACACAAACACAUUAA
Molecule: messenger RNA, 1157 nt
Organism: Odocoileus virginianus texanus
Lineage: Eukaryota; Metazoa; Chordata; Mammalia; Artiodactyla; Cervidae
Gene: METTL21C
Product: methyltransferase 21C, AARS1 lysine
Biological process (GO): peptidyl-lysine methylation
Cellular component (GO): cytoplasm; cytosol
Molecular function (GO): protein-lysine N-methyltransferase activity
Source: RefSeq, a predicted model, not a curated record